Molecule: messenger RNA, 908 nt
Organism: Gasterosteus aculeatus aculeatus (three-spined stickleback)
Lineage: Eukaryota; Metazoa; Chordata; Actinopteri; Perciformes; Gasterosteidae
Product: cerebellin-1
Molecular function (GO): protein binding
Source: RefSeq, a predicted model, not a curated record
GAGGACCACACGCAGCAUCCUGCCUGCUUCUGUGUGCAGACGAGCGUCAAAGAAAUGGAGCGUUUAUUACUUCUGUUGAUGUCGGUUUCCGGCAGCCUGGGCUUUGGGAAUUACAGCCACCUGGGGGCCGGGACCAGCAUGGCCGUGUGCCAGCCAGACACCUGCGCGCUGCUCAGCGCUGUGGCAGCCAUGGGGGAGAAGAUGGAAGCCGUGACGCAGACGCAGGCCACGCUGGAGCUGAACCUGGGCGCCCAGAUGCAGAAGAUGGCCACCGUGGAAGCCAGCUUGCAGUUCUACAAGAGCCAGGCCCAGGCCCUCGAGAAGAUCAACCAGGCUCAGGACGCGCAGCUGAAGUCCCUGCUGGCAGUCUCGUCUUUGAGCUCGACGCAGAUGGCUUUCUCCGCCGCUCUGGGCACCUCGAUCGGUCCCUUCGGGCAGGACACGCCGGUCAAGUACCAACGGAUCCUCUCCAACAUCGGCAGCGGCUAUAACCCGGCCACCGGCAUCUUCACCGCCAUGGCCCGGGGGAUGUACUACUUCAGCUACACCAUGUACAACAACGACGGCGGACAGCCCAACUCGGUGGUGUCCCUGAUGAUGAACAGCCAGAAGAUGGUGUCGACGUGGGGCACCGUGGCCAAGGACACCCAGGACAGCGCCACCAACGCGGCGGUGGUGCAGCUGGAGGCGGGCGACAGCGUGUACGUGCAGCUCUACGCCAACAGGGCGGUCUUCGACGACAGCUAUUACUACAACACCUUCAGCGGCUUCCUGCUGUUCACCUUGUCGUGAGCCGGACGGAGCCGGAGUUUAAAUUAUGCCGCAGCAUUGGUGGUGGAUCUCAUGUAAAAUGGCAAUUAUUUAAGAUUUUGAUGAUUUGAAUUACAAUAAAGAAAUUAAAAAAAACA